AUGCUCUUUAGGGAUGAGGACCUCAAUGAUAACUUCUUCAAGGCUCUUUCCCAUGUGCAACAAAUCCACGCCAACUGCAAGGUCCUGCUACGUACACACCAUCAGCGUGUUGGUUUGGAGCUCGUGGAUAUGAUGGCUGUCUACCAAGAAGGAGCCUAUGAGCGCUUUUGCAGAAUUCCUCCUCCUCCUCCUCCUUUGACAGACCUAAACGCUUCAAUAGACUAA
Molecule: messenger RNA, 225 nt
Organism: Dovyalis caffra
Lineage: Eukaryota; Viridiplantae; Streptophyta; Magnoliopsida; Malpighiales; Salicaceae
Source: the annotation of a GenBank genome assembly